This is a messenger RNA of Myotis davidii, 342 nucleotides long. RefSeq names its product nuclear valosin-containing protein-like. Gene Ontology annotation, cellular component: chloroplast thylakoid. Lineage: Eukaryota; Metazoa; Chordata; Mammalia; Chiroptera; Vespertilionidae. The transcript is spliced from 3 exons. Gene Ontology annotation, biological process: proteolysis. The record is from RefSeq and is a predicted model, not a curated record. Gene Ontology annotation, molecular function: ATP binding; ATP hydrolysis activity; ATP-dependent peptidase activity. The annotation marks the transcript as partial.
GAUUCCAAGGAGCCGUCUCUUCUGGAGAGUAACAAGAAAAGGAAAGGCAGGUUAAAGAGCAGAGGAAGCAAAAGGAAGAAAGAAGAUCUUCAGGAAGUCGAUGGAGAAAUAGAAGCCGUCCUGCAGAAGAAAGCUCAAGCCAGGCUAGACUUCCAGACCUCCAGCGUGAAGUUUGAAGAUGUCGGAGGCAAUGAUGUGACACUAAAGGAAGUCUGCAAGAUGCUCAUCCACAUGCGUCACCCGGAGGUGUACCAGCACCUGGGUGUCACACCCCCCCGUGGAGUUCUCCUGCACGGACCGCCGGGCUGCGGGAAGACAUUACUCGCACAUGCAAUUGCUGGG